Molecule: messenger RNA, 768 nt
Organism: Didymosphaeria variabile
Lineage: Eukaryota; Fungi; Ascomycota; Dothideomycetes; Pleosporales; Didymosphaeriaceae
Exons: 3
Coding region: 1-768 (255 amino acids)
Biological process (GO): endoplasmic reticulum unfolded protein response
Cellular component (GO): Hrd1p ubiquitin ligase ERAD-L complex; endoplasmic reticulum membrane
Molecular function (GO): ubiquitin-specific protease binding; misfolded protein binding
Source: RefSeq, a predicted model, not a curated record
AUGGACGUCUUCUGGACUCUACCACCGGUCACGAGGACCAUCACGGCUGCGGCUGUCGUAGUGUCUGCAUUGGGAUACGCAAACAUCAUCGACUUGAUGAGGUUUGUCUUUGUCUCGCAAUAUGUCUUCACCACGAGGAUGGCACCGCAAGUAUGGCGACUUGUUACAGGCUUCUUCAUUACGAAGAAGGGAAUGGCUAUAGCACUGGAUCCGUACUUCUUCUACCAGUACGGCAGCGGUCUUGAGCGUGAGUCGUCACGGUUCUCGCAACCCGGCGACUUCUUCGUAUACACUGCAUUUGUCGGCUCGUUAAUCGCCGUGCUCGCAGGUUACUUCCUCAGUGCAUACACUUUCCUUCCCGCCCUCACGCUUGCGUACGCAUAUACCUACGCGCAGGACAACCCGACGCGCCAGGUGUCGUUCUUCAUCCUCACGUUCGACGCGAAAUAUCUGCCGCUGGCCCUGCUCUUCCUGACGCUCAUUAUGGAGAACACUGAUGCAGCCCUCGCGCAAGCUACGGGCUUGAUCGCCGCGCACCUGUACGAUUUCCUCACUCGUAUAUGGCCCACCUUCGGUGGCGGCACAAAUUACAUUACUACACCUGCGGCUGUGAAGCGGUGGUUCGGUGGAGGUCCGGGUACUGCACAGGCUCGCGGAUACGGUUUCGCCCAGGCGCCUAGAGCGGCCGCUGAUACGUCUGCAGCGGGACGAACGACUGGUGCCAGUACUGGUCCGCAGUGGGGACCUGGACGCCGACUCGGAGAGUAA